Messenger RNA from Sinocyclocheilus rhinocerous, 1252 nucleotides. Its product is annotated as transcription factor IIIA-like. The transcript is spliced from 8 exons. The coding region runs from base 585 to 1235 and encodes 216 amino acids. The record is from RefSeq and is a predicted model, not a curated record. Lineage: Eukaryota; Metazoa; Chordata; Actinopteri; Cypriniformes; Cyprinidae. Gene Ontology annotation, cellular component: nucleus.
CCCUAUUCCUAAGUUUUGGCAUCACUGGCGUUCCAUACAGAAUGUUAGUGUUGACGUGACGUCAGAUGUUUCGUAGGCUAUCAAAAUGAAGAAGGCACACACGCUCUAGCUCUAGCCAUACCUUGUAGCUGAACAUAUGACAAUGCACGAAACUAACGUUAAACCCAGCGCAACAUUUAUUUGUUCGUUUCCCGACUGUCAAGCGUCGUACAACAGAGCAUGGAAGCUAGAAGCGCAUCUCUGCAAACAUACAGGGGAGAGGCCAUAUAAGUGCGAGUAUAGCACGUGCGGCAAAUCGUUCUGCACAAAAUAUCAUCUUGCUCGCCAUACGCUGACACACACCGGUGACAGACCUUACAUAUGCACGGAGGACGGAUGCAACGAAGGGUUCACCACAAACUCCAACUUGAAGAAACAUAUUUAACGUAUUCACAGACAAGAGACAAAACAAUACAUAGUGUUCACAUGAAGGCUGCGCGAGACGGUUUUCACAACGUGGUAAACUGAAGCGCCAUGAGAAGCUACCCAAAGGCUAUUCUUGCACCGCGGAGGGUUGCUCGUUUGUGGGAAAGAACUGGACGGAGAUGACAAACCACAAAAAAGUUCAUAUAGUCAGGGUAUGGUGUGAUCAGUGUAAGAAAACAUUCAGGGAUAGCUGGUUCCUGAAGCAGCAUCAGCAUGUUCACUCUGAAGAGCGCCUGGUGUAUCACUGCCCCAGAGAUGGAUGUUCCCGCUCUUACACCACUGCGUUCAAUCUUCAGAGCCACAUACUGUCAUUCCACGAAGAGCAGCGCUCCUUCAUCUGCAUUCAGCCUGGCUGCGGCAGGCCCUUUGCCAUGAAGCUUAGUUUACUGCGCCAUGGUGUGGUUCAUGAUCCUGAAAAGAAGCAGUUGAAACCCCGUCCGAAGCGCUCCCUGGCGUCCCGUCUGAGUGGCCACAAACCAAAAAACAAACGUCUAACAAAAACUUCAAAUUCAGAUGAAUCUUCGGUGCCACAAAGUAGCCAAUCAGAAACCACUAUGAAUCCGCAGUUAAAUGGUCUGUUGCAUCCUUUCAGCUCUGAAAGCUGUAAAUUACCAAAACCAGACUUCCCAGAAACCUCCCAGAGUUUAAUAAGUUCUGAUUUAGAGCCCGUUAAAUCAGAAAGUGUUGUCAGCAAAACAAAAUCCAUUUAUUCUGAGCUCAACGACCCUGCAAAUCCAGUGGUUCACCUUUUAGAGCCCCUCUUAUUGUAGAGUCCAUGAGUCAUAUU